This is a messenger RNA of Pseudo-nitzschia multistriata, 1205 nucleotides long. The record is from the annotation of a GenBank genome assembly. Lineage: Eukaryota; Bacillariophyta; Bacillariophyceae; Bacillariales; Bacillariaceae.
GUACAGUACUUCCGUACUAUCGUAUGUUCGAAUGUAUAAAUAGGUACGAUGACGUCAGCUGCUGCGACAAGACAACCAACAAAACCAAAUCGAGAAACGAGAUGAUGGCGAAGAACAUUCUCAAACAAACCACAAACUGCGAAUGCCAACAAUCAUUACCACUCCGCCAGUGGUGAACACCAGCCGCACCCACCGGAGAAGCUAGCCAUGACCUGCAGCCCCUCGCUUCCCGAAACCGAGACCCCUCCGAUCCGUUGCGUGGAAGAGAAAAAAUCGGGCGAGGCUACAGAUGCUGCGUGCUUCGGAACAGAGGCGGACCGCCCACCGGGAACAACCACCACAACACCGACGGCGACGGGGAACCCCGGGCGCCUCGCCAGGAGCACCAAGCACUCCCCGGAACGCGGGUGGGUCUUUGAUCGGACCCUUCCGCUUCUCAUCACGGCCACGCCGCGCUCCGGAACCGUCGGGACCACCCGGUUCCUGCGGGAGCUGGGCCUCCCGCUGUCGGACGACGCCCACCCCCCCACCGCCUUUGGCAUGGUCUCGUGGAUCCACUGCGUGCACUCGCCCACCGACGACUACUACGGGAACGUCCGGCUCCGCGGCAGCGGCUUCGAGACGGUCCUCCACCAGAGGCGGCACGUCCGGAAAUCCAUCACGAGCCUCGCGUUCACGACGCCCCUCGGAACGACGCCCCGGAGGGGCCGUUGGAGCCACUCCCUCUACAAGUCCUUUGUAGGGGCACACGUCCCGCUCGACACGACCCGGUCCGUCCUCUACAUGGGGUUGCAGAUGUGGGUCGAGUGGCAGCUCUUUGUCCGGGAAAUCGCCGACUGGCACUACCGCGUCGAGGACCUCAUGUCCCCGGACCGCUCGGUGUCCGGGCCGAUCGUCGACCGAAUCUUUUCGGCAGCGGGCCUCGGGCCACCGAGCGACAAGGCCGUCGAGCGGGCCCUGAAGGAAGCCGACCCGAGGGCCAACACGCGGAAACACCGGCCGACCCUCAGCUGGGAGGAGCUCUAUGCGGUCGACGAGCGCUACGCCUCCAUCGCGCACGCCCUGUCGAAAGAAUACGGAUACGACUGAGGAAGGAACGGGUGCUGGUUUGCGGAACAACCGCAUUCCAGCGGCGCUGGACUCUUGUGUUUUGGUCCCGGUGUGCUGGUUCGGAGAAAUUCUUGGGGCAUCAACGGCGUAUACAC